AUGCACGGAUAUAGGGCUAUCGCCAAGGCCUUCGAGGAGCGUACACAUAAGGUCCAUGAGGUGAAGCAACUGCAAAACAAGUACGCGUCACUGAAAAACGAUUGGCAGUCGUGGUCACGCCUGAUGGACAGCAGGCAUGGGCCAACCGGCAUAAGUUACAAUGAAGCAACUGGUUUGAUACAAGCAUCCGACGACUGGUGGGCCCAUUAUGAAAAGAUUGACAAGAAUGCACUGAAGUUCAAAACGAAACUGUUGGAGCAUAUGGAGCUAAUGCGAAGGGUGUACGAAGGUGCAACUGCAACCGGGAAAUUCGCAUGGACACCAGGGGCAGCGUUCGAACCUGUGGCCAUGGAGGACAAUCCGUUGCUGGUAGACGAAGAAGACUGCGAAGACAGCAGUGGUUUGCCCCGUUUCCAGCCAUCCGCGCAGUAUGGACAAACUGUCCACCACAGUUCUGCGCAAGAGGAGGACAUCCCGGCCAGUGUACAUACUGCGGCAUCGGCAAUUCACGUUGAUGACACACCUACGAGUGGCCAGAGCAAAUGCAAAUUCAGUCGCACAACACACUCACAGCGGAAAAAAGGGCUAAGUGUCGGAGCAUCGCUCUUGGCAAGUAGCAUGGAAAACCUUGUGUCUUCAGUUAAAUUACAAUAA
Messenger RNA from Camellia sinensis, 654 nucleotides. Lineage: Eukaryota; Viridiplantae; Streptophyta; Magnoliopsida; Ericales; Theaceae. The record is from RefSeq and is a predicted model, not a curated record.